Guillardia theta CCMP2712 is the source of this 3816-nucleotide messenger RNA. RefSeq lists its product as hypothetical. The record is from RefSeq and is a predicted model, not a curated record. The transcript is spliced from 3 exons. NCBI's taxonomy places the organism in Eukaryota, Cryptophyceae, Pyrenomonadales, Geminigeraceae. The coding region runs from base 1 to 3816 and encodes 1271 amino acids.
AUGGAAAGCAAUCAGGUUUCUCCCGAAGUAGGAAUGAUUGCUGAAGACAUCAGCGGCUCUGCUGGCUCGAUCCGCGAUGAAGACAUGGAAGUAUCCGUGGCAAUCCAAUCGGACUCCACUCCAGUUCUCAUCUCCCCGGUAGAUUUGAAAGAUUACUGGGAUCAACGACAAGAUUUUACUUCCGACUUCGUCCGAAUGUACACUCAGCUGCCAGGAGACAACAUGCAGCGAAGCCUCAACAAGAAUGUCAUAUACCAGAAGAGGCCAAAGCUUGUUCUCUUCUCACAAGAUCCGAUCUCAGCAGCGAUGGCGCUCACUGGGUUUCGCUUCUUGCUCGGUGCCGGGGGGUUUGCUUGGAUUGUUGCAAUAGCGCUCAAGGUAAAGGAGGUGCACGGGUCGGGGUAUUUCGCGUACCUGAUUGAGGAGAGAGUGCGACAGUUUUCCAUGGCAGACAUGACGGAAACAGGAAAGCUAGCAUGUGGUUGGGAGUCGUUCUUGGAGGUGUUCACCAACUUCCUUGUUGGUGUGAUUGCUAUGGCUGCAGGAAUGUUGAGCAUGGUGAGUGUGAGGCUAGUCAAGCAGAUCAUCAUGGUGGGUGGACUGAUAGAUGCGGCUUGCAACUUGUGUGUGUUUAUACAGAUGAUGCUCACCGCACGCGAAAGGACGGUGAUGGGGACCGCAUGGUAUGUGUUCUUGAUCGCCAUGCUUACGGACUUGUUGAUUUUUCCCCUGCCUUUGAUCCGAUGGGAAGCAUAUACUAUUGAGCUGAUAGCGGUGGGGUCGCUCAUUCGAAUCAUCAGCAUCGCUGCAAGCUCGACGGUACCGUACAAGUGCCUUGCCAUCUUUGUUUUCUUUGCGACGUUGCUUGGAUUGCGAGAGGGGAUUCGGAGGCGGAUGAUGAACAAGGCAGCGGGCCUCGGAGAGCAAUUCGACGAGGAGUGGAGGCAGCUGAGAGAGCUCAAUGCGGUACAGGAGCUCAAGGAGGCUGUCUGCCGGGCUCAGGUUAAAUCAACAAUGUCUCAAGAAGAAGUAGAAGGAGAUGGGGGGGGAACCUCGAUCACAUGGCUGAGAAGACAGUCCCUGCUGUCUUCUUCGACAUCUACCCUUCCGUCGUCGUCACAGCCGAGCAUGAUAGUUCAGUACGCGCGGGAGUGUGAGGGCAAGGAUCUAGACCAGCUGUAUUCUCAGGCGGUACUUGUGUCACCCAUGUUCUUGAGUAAGGUACAGUCCUGGGCGGAGGCGAGCGACGGAUAUUUUCUCAUGAACAUCCCGUCGGCAAAGAGGAAGCACUACCUUCGAUGGCGAGACUGCAAGGACGACAGCUCCAAGCUUUCUCGAAUCAAAUGGGCGUCCAUCAAGAACGCUAACCGAGCCAUCGAGAAGAUUUUGCUGUUGUGCAAUGGCGACACGUCGAAACUCACAGACGUGGUCCGUCAGACGAUCGUGUUCAAAGAGCUGCGGCAGCUUGUCGAGUGCGUGGAGGUCAUCAUCAAAGACCCGGAAGUGGAGGUGGUGAGGAUCAAGAACCGGCUCGACCCGGACUACGACGCGUCGACGUCGGGAGGCUACAGGGACGUGGGGAUAAACUUGCGGGUGAUCCACGAGGGGGCGAAGAGGUGGGGGGUAGCUGGGCACGUCUGCGAGCUGAGACUGGCGGUACAAUCGCUCCAUGCUCUUAUAGACUCGCAGCAUCAUGCGUUGUAUUUGUCGAUGAAGACCGUUCUUCGUUUCAGGCAAUCACAAGAGACGGAAGUUAUGAGGGGGAACGAGCAAACAGAGAGAAAUCAGGACAGGAGGAGACGGUCGUCGACGUCGUCGGCGACAUUGCUUCCUACCCACAUGUCAAGCUCCAUGGGUUACUCAAAGUCUCUCGCGCAGGAGAAAUCCGACAUUUCGCUGCUUAUCUACAAGAGCAUGUAUCCCGGCAAUAUUCUGGACAGAUACCUGACAUCUUCUGGUCAUGGCGUGUCGAAAGCUGAUACAACGAGCAUUCUGUAUUCGUCACACCCGCUGAAGAACGUUCUGCACAAGACUUUGUUUCAGCUGCUGCUGCUGCUUGCGGGGAUCGGAUUUAUCAUUCUUUACAGCAACAACUUUCGGUUGAAUUUAAUCUUCACCAAUCAUGUUUUACCUGUUAGGCAUGCCAGGUUCACAUUUGAAGGGUACAAGAACAUGAACAUCUCUAUCAAAGACCAUAGCGUGAGGAUAGAAGACUUUCUCCUCGUCAGAGAUUCUUGUCAGAUGUACAACUGGACUUCAUCCGUGACAGUCGCGAACAAGGUCUUCUUCACGUUCCCUCAUGUGGUCUAUCCCAAUGGUUUCAAAAUCAAGCUGACUCCGGCGCUCAUGUCGUACCUCAAGACAGAUGCGCUCACAUUCCACUACCUGACUGAAGAGGGCGUUGAGGACGUGGCGGUUGACAGAAAGGAAUGGAAAUAUGUCAUUCCUCCUUCAGUAAGCUGCAAACUUUUCCCUUUGUUGCCUCUUUGUCAAUCAGACUUUUUGCCUCGUGCUGACGAGUCUCUUCUUGUUGACUUGCGCUUCACCUGGCAAGCGACUUGCAUAUUCCUCAUGGCGAUGCUGCAGAGCAUAUGCUGUCUAGGAGCCGCAAUCUUCGCCCGGCUUGGGAAGGUUCAGCUCGCAAAGCUCUUGUUUACCUCUGCGUUCCACCUUGUCGGACUUUUUGAGAUCUUUGCUGCUUUGUCCCCCGAGUCUCUGUAUGCCAAUCGGAGAGACUUCUUCAUCGCAUGGGGAGUGCUCGACGUGUGGGUGGGUCUUGUGGUUCAGUUCCAGGAGCGCUACAUGCUCAAGGCCUUCGUCGUCUACUGCACGAUCUCAGCCUUCCUGCCUCCUCUGGCUCAAUACUAUUGGGACGCGUCCAAGCUCAAGGAGUCAGACAUCGGGUUGAGCAGCCUAGUCUUGCUUGCUCUGGUUAUCUUCUUCGUGUUGAACAGAAGGUUCAUCGUCUACAAGUCUCGGCGGCAGAUCAGAGGAGACCAGAAGAUGUACGACGACUGCUGGAAGGACUUGCUAUCCCGGGAGGAAACUCAGCAGCUCCUGAGCUCCCUCAAGAUCACAUGCGGGCGGGUAAGGCCGCAGCCAGCGCUGCAGUUGAAGAUCUUCGAUGCCUUGUGCGAGGUGGAGCUUACGAUUCUUGACCCGCUGUCGAGCGUGUUGAGGAGACAAAAGAACAGCAGCUUUGCUAGGACGUACUUGACGCGGUCAAAGCGGACGAUUAUGAAGCAGGACAGGGAGAUUGAGUCCCUCGACCAGCUGUACGCGCAGGCGAUCUUGCUGGAGCCAAUGUUCUUGAGCAAAGUGCAGUCCUGGGCGGAGGCGAGCGACGGACACUUUCAGGGAAUGGAGGGGGAUCUAAUUCGCUGGAGGGAGUGCGCAGAGGAGGCAGAAAAGGCGUCGCAGGUCAAGUGGGCGUCCAUCAAGAACGCUAACCGAGCCAUCGAGAAGCUCGUCAGGUCUUACUUUGGGAGAGUCUUGAAGCUCACAGACGUGGUCCGUCAGACGAUCGUGUUCAAAGAGCUGCGGCAGCUUGUCGAGUGCGUGGAGGUCAUCAUCAAAGACCCGGAAGUGGAGGUGGUGAGGAUCAAGAACCGGCUCGACCCGGACUACGACGCGUCGACGUCGGGAGGCUACAGGGACGUGGGGAUAAACUUGCGGGUGAUCCACGAGGGGGCGAAGAGGUGGGGGGUAGCUGGGCACGUCUGCGAGCUGCAGCUGCUGCUGGAAGAGUUCGCGGCACUGAAAUCAGCGGAGGGGCACAAGAGAUACGUGAUCUUUAGAAACUCACGAUGUGAGUAG